This is a messenger RNA of Camellia sinensis, 2506 nucleotides long. The record is from RefSeq and is a predicted model, not a curated record. NCBI's taxonomy places the organism in Eukaryota, Viridiplantae, Streptophyta, Magnoliopsida, Ericales, Theaceae.
UCCCUCUCUCUCCUCAUCUGUAAUUGUGAAUAGUAUUUGCCACUCUCAGGCUCAGCUACAACAAACAAACACUCUUCUUUGGCUACUCUCAAUCUUCUCUCUCUCUCUCUCUCUCUCUCUACAAUGGCAAUUGUAGGCCUCUUAGUUGCGGCCACCAAGCUCGCCGGAAUCUUAGUCACCGUCACUUUCGCCGCCAACGCCGUCUCCUUCUCUCGUUACCGCCGCAAGCACCUCCGCCCCUUCCGCUCUCCCAUCGACGAGUCCUCCGACACACUCGCCGUCUUCAACCUCGAUCCUUCUUCCGAAGGUGAAAAAGAGUUCUUCUUCGGAUUGGCAACUGCACCUGCACACGUUGAAGACAGGCUUGAUGAUGCUUGGCUCCAGUUUGCAGAAGAGAGCCCCUGUGACCAAGCAGAGUCAGAGCAUGACCUGCAAUCAGCUGAUGCAGUACUGGGCUCUGCUGCUGGUGAUGGUGGAUCUCAGCAAGCUUCAUUGCCCCUAACAGAAGCUAAAAGGAUGGUAAAAAGAAAGAAGUCUAUUAAGAUAGCUAUGGAGGCAAUGAUCAGAGGUUUCAAUAAGUAUGUAGAAGAGGAAGAGCCUGCACCACCUGAAGAAUGCCAUCAUAAAGUAGCUGCCUGGCACAAUGUUCCGCACCCGGAGGAGAGGCUGAGGUUUUGGUCAGAUCCUGAUAUGGAAUUGAAACUGGCUAAAGACACUGGUGUUCGUGUCUUCCGAAUGGGUAUAGAUUGGACAAGGAUCAUGCCAGAGGAGCCAGUCGAUGGGAGUAAAGAAACUGUUAAUUAUGCUGCGUUGGAACGAUAUAAAUGGAUUAUCAGUAGGGUUCGCUCAUAUGGUAUGAAGGUGAUGCUGACACUGUUCCAUCAUUCACUGCCACCAUGGGCUGGAGAGUAUGGAGGAUGGAAACUGGAGAAAACUGUUGAUUAUUUCGUGGAUUUUACAAGGCUUGUUGUUGACAGUGUAUCAGAUAUUGUAGAUUACUGGGUUACAUUUAAUGAGCCUCAUGUCUUUUGUAUGCUUACUUAUUGUGCUGGUACUUGGCCUGGUGGUAAUCCUGAUAUGCUGGAGGUUGCUACUUCUGCACUACCUACUGGUGUUUUCAAUCAAGCCAUGCACUGGAUAGCAAUUGCACACUCAAAGGCCUAUGACUAUAUCCAUGGGAAAAGCACCUCCACAAAUUCAAUCGUUGGAGUAGCACACCAUGUCUCAUUUAUUCGACCAUAUGGUCUGUUUGAUGUUCCUGCCAUCUCACUGACUAACUCCUUGACUCUCUUCCCAUAUCUGGAUGAUAUUUCUCACAAGCUGGAUUUUAUAGGAAUAAAUUAUUAUGGCCAGGAAGUGGUGUCUGGUGCUGGACUGAAGCUAGUAGAGACUGAUGAAUACAGUGAAUCUGGACGGGCUGUAUAUCCAGAUGGCUUGUACCGCAUGCUACUUCAGUUCCAUGAUAGAUACAAACAUCUAAAUGUACCUUUUAUCGUUACUGAAAAUGGUGUUUCAGAUGAGACAGAUUUGAUCAGAAGACCAUACAUUUUGGAACAUUUACUUGCAAUUUAUGCAGCCAUGAUCAUGGGUGUUCCUGUGCUUGGUUACCUGUUUUGGACUAUUUCUGAUAACUGGGAGUGGGCUGAUGGCUAUGGUCCCAAGUUUGGACUUGUAGCAGUUGAUCGUGCCAAUAAUCUUGCACGGAUACCUCGUCCUUCAUACCAUUUGUUUUCCAAAGUGGCAACCACAGGUAAGGUUACACAUCAAGACAGGGAACUUGCAUGGAAUGAACUACACAGAGCUGCUAAACAGAGAAAAACAAGGCCAUUUUAUCGAGCAGUGAAUAAACAAGGUUUAAUGUAUGCGGGAGGCCUUGAUGAACCUAUACGGAGACCUUACAUUGAUCGAGAUUGGCGGUUUGGACACUAUGAGAUGGAAGGUCUGCAGGACCCAUUGAGCCGCUUGUCACGAUGUAUUCUCCAACCUUUCUCCCUCAGAAGGAAAGGGAAACCUCAAACGGAUGAAGCUGAGUUGGUUCUUCAGCCUCUUGAAUUAACUGUCUGAUUCAUUCUCCAGACAGUUCAGAGAUUUCCCAUACCGUAUAAAAAAUGGAACACAUCCCAAACUAGGCUUUCAAUGCAGGUUUCUUUGAUGCUGACGUCAAGAUGUGCUUUUUUAUUUUUUAUUUUUUAUAGUCUUCACAAUUACUGUAUCUAAUACAAUGCAGUGUAUACAAGUAAUUGAUUGGAUAGCUAGAAGACAAGACUUAGUUGGGUUUGAUGUAGAUUGGAUCGGAUGACAGCAUACACUGCACUCUCCCCAAAAUCCCUGCCCAAAUUUGUAGUUUUCAUGUAUAGACAAUUGUGUUCUGCAUUACGGUAUUUCUUUGUUUCAAUGCCAACUUUGAUUCAUUGAAAUAAUUAUCCGUAAUAGGUGUAAAAUAUCACCAGUUAUGUUUAUUUUUAAGCAAAUGAUAGAUGGUUACUUGUUAUUUGUGCCACGAAAA